AUGAUCGUGCAAGAUUUAACUACCCGAGAUCCGGAUUAUCGGUACAAUUUCUAUCACAACACCCCAGGAAUCGCUGGCAACGCGGUGUUUUUGGCACUAUUUUUGGUGCUUGUAAUCUCACAUUUAUUCCUUGCUUUAAAAUAUAAACAGAGAUGGCUAGGAUUAUGCUUAUUCUUGGGAGAAUUGCUUGAGAUUCUAGCGUACGGCGGAAGAUUAGGGAGUCAUAACAAUCCUUACGACAGAGGACUCUAUAUUUUGCAGAUGUUUGGAACCACCAUCGCACCGAUUUUCAUAGUGGCGGGUUAUUAUUAUUUAUUCGCGAAAUUUGUGGUAAUCUAUGGCAUCAAGUACUCAAUUUUCAAAAAUCCAAUCAUGUAUUCCUAUCUCUUCAUGAGUUGUGAUUUGUUUUCAUUAAUUUUACAAGGGGGAGGAGGAGGAGUGGCAUCAGCAGAAUCUAGUAGCCAUUCUAAUUCCAAAGUGGGUAUUCAUAUAAUGAUUGGUGGUCUUGUGUUCCAAGUUGUUUCAAUGACGGUGUUUUUGAUCUUUUGGUGUUUGUUUUUCUACAGAAUAUAUUUCCAAUCUGAUAAGGAAAUCGAUCCAAUGAUUGUCAAAACUCAGAAAAAAUCAUUCAAUCACACUUCAUACAAGGAUCAUUUGUUCAAUCCUGAAUUCCAAGAACUUCGAGGAAACAAGAACUUCCAAAGACUACCAGUUGUUGUGACGAUUGGCUUCAUGGCAAUUUUCAUUAGAUGUUGCUAUAGAGUUGCAGAAUUGUGCCAGGGUUGGUCUGGAUACUUGAUUAUACAUGAAGCCUUUAUUCUAGUUUUCGAUGCAAUGUUCAUGUUUUUCUCUUGUGCGAUUAUUACGUGGCCAUACUAUCCUGGGUCGGUGUUCCAGGGUCACAAGAUUAUAGUAGCUAAAGGUCUAUGGCAUUUUGAAAGUUCACAGGUGAUUGAUAUUGGUGAGAAAGUAAUCGAUGGUGAAAUCAAAUAG
This is a messenger RNA of Saccharomycopsis crataegensis, 993 nucleotides long. Its product is annotated as RTA1 domain-containing protein. The record is from RefSeq and is a predicted model, not a curated record. Gene Ontology annotation, cellular component: plasma membrane; fungal-type vacuole. Lineage: Eukaryota; Fungi; Ascomycota; Saccharomycetes; Ascoideales; Saccharomycopsidaceae. The transcript has a single exon. The coding region runs from base 1 to 993 and encodes 330 amino acids.